AUGGGUGAUGAAGAAAACAAGGAUGACGGACCCAACCGCAUCAUGGUCUUUCUUCGCAUUCGCCCCGCCAUGAAAGGAGAAAUUGAUCCUGCGGCUGGAACACAUUUUCUGCUUGAUGUUCAACCAGACAACAAAACCUGUCUUUUGGAGUCAAAAACUUACUCCUACGAUUAUGUCUUCAAUGGAGAAGUGGAUCAAGGCGAUAUUUAUUCUCGGGUAGCCGAACCUGUCAUUGGUAAUGUUUUUAAAGGUUACUGGGGUACCGUAAUGGUUUAUGGCCAAACUGGAACUGGGAAAUCGUUCACCAUGUGUAACUUUAGUCCAGUGAAUAUGGGUAUUGUUCCACGUGCCAUGAAGGCGAUUUUUGAUGCUGUGGAAGGCGACCCUGGGCGCAGCUUUACCAUCAUGUUUUCUUUUAUUCAGAUCUACGUUGACAAGUUGCAAGACCUAUUUAAUCCAGAAGCCCCUGAAUUGAAAAUAACUCGAGAUAAACAUGGUGUCUCAUUUCCUGGGAUUGUGGAGCAUACAGUAAAGGACGAAGAAGACUUUCGGCGCCUUUACGAUGAUGGCAAUCAGUAUCGAGUCAUUACUGCUACAAAGAUGAAUCCAGAAAGUUCGCGUGGGCACGCUGCUUUAUUUAUUCAAGUAAAAUCCAUUCCAAAAGACGACCCAGGUGGUGAGGUUCGAAGCGGAAAGUUGUUCCUUAUCGAUCUUGCCGGAUAUGAACGCUUCAGCAAAACUGGUGUUCAAGAAGGGCAAAUGGCCUUGGAGGCGAAAACCAUUAAUGCAUCACUUCUUUCUCUUGGAAACGUUGUUCAGGCUUUAUCUGACCGUGCUGAACACGUUCCAUGGCGUAAUGCAAAGUUAACGCGCAUGCUUGAGGAUGCUAUUGGUGGACGUGCAAAAUGCAGUAUCAUCCUUACCGCGGGUCCAAGUAGUGAGCAUAUGCAUGAAACAUUGGGUACCCUCUACUUUGGCUCUCGGGCAAUGGCAGUUAAGACGAAUGCUAAACUUGCUGUAAAUAUUGAUUAUAAAAAGCUGGCUGCAAAACUGCAAGAGUUGCUAACUGCAGCGGAGGGUCGUAUUAACACACUCGAAGUGGAGGCAACCCGACGACAAUUGGAACGAGAGGAAGCUGAGGCGGCAUUCCAGGCGGAAUGGGCGAGAAUUAAACAGGUUCAACAAGAUCAGUUGAAUCAGUUACUUGCAUCUGGUGCAACAAAGGAACAGAUUGAAGAGCUUAUCAAGUCUAAUGAGGAGGAGAACGAAUUGAUGGAAGAGCAACAAUAUCAACAACGGCAGGCACUUGAAGAGCGUCACGAGGAAGAAUUAAAGGCAUCCCUUGAGAGGCAACAGCAAUCGAUAUUGAAUGAGACUGCGGCAUCAGCCACAACGAUGGGUAAAGACAUAGCUGAGUUGCAGCGGCAGCUUUCUCAAGAACGGCAAGAGAAGGAAAAAUUCAGAUUGAAGGCAAAAGAGGCUGAAGCUGAGGCACGACGUGUGUCUAUGGAGAUGAAUGAAUUGCGAGUACAGAUGGAAGGAAAUGACAUUGGGUCACUACCAGGGUCUCCUUCGAAUCCUGAGUUUAAGAAGGAAUUUGCACGACGUAUUGAGACGGUGAAGUCAAUGUAUGAAGAGAAUAUGCAACUUCGCAUCUCUGAGAUUGAAGAUUUACACAGUGAGGAGGUGAAUCGCUACAAGGGGUUGUACGACGAUUUGAAGAGGACCAUGGAGAACGAAAUAAAAUAUCAGAAAGAUGCACUGGUUGCAUCCUAUGAAGAUGAAAUUGAUAAGAUUCGUCAAGGCUCUGCAGAUGUUCAAAAUAAACUAAAAAAGAAUCAUCUCGUUGUAAAGCAGUCAUAUCAGGCGCAAAAGGAGACACUGGAGCAAGAAAACAAGGAACUUACUGCAUACUCUGAGGCGUUAGUGAAGCAACUAAUUUCUGUGGGAAUACAACCCGUUGGACGUCCAACAAAUGUGACAAGACCUCUUUCUGCAAUAAUACCAGGAGAUUCCAGCAAGCGAAUUCAAGAUAUGAUGACGACAAUUAAGGAAUUGCGAGCGGAAUUGGCCUAUGUUCGCACAGAGAAGGAUGCAAUGACGAGGGAAAAGGAGUCGCAAGAAGCAAGAGGUGAGGAAAGGCUAACUCUUGCGCAGGUUCGUCAAAUAAAAAAUGAAAAUGAUAUGCUAAAACAGGCCAGGAAGCACCUUGAGGAGGAAGUCUUUUCAAUGAAGGCAGAAUUGGCCUUAUCUCGUCAUCAAGUGGAAGAGGAUGAUGAUGAGGAUGACAAGGAAUUAGACGUUUUUGGCGACAGCGAGGGGAUUCCCAGCUUUAUCAAGAGUGUCCUAAAGGUCCCGUAUUUUGCGGGAACUCAGGCAAUACAAAACACACACAAACCUAUUCUUGCAUCCUUGACCACUGAUCUUGACGAGUACAGACGUAUGCUAAAGUACCGAUUCUUUUUUAUGGGUGCCCCUAAUGCAGGUAAAUCCAGCGUAGUCAAGUGUCUUGCGACACUGUCUCCGCCAAUGAUUCGGAACACCCCGGAAGUUCUCACACCAACAGUUCAUCCAAUUUUUACGUGUAUCUCCGUAGACGACGUGUACUGCUCCAGAAACGACUGGUAUAAAACGUAUAUUCAAUUUCGUGACUUGGAUGCUCCGCAGCAGCAACAACACUCAGGUGGGUUCUUAAAUUCUAUUGGUAUUUCAAAAAGCUCUAAGAGUGGUGUCGUGGAUCCUGCCAAGGUGCAUAUUGACUUGUUGGAUCUUCCCAGUGAUGCUGUGUUUUGGCGUGGUAUUCCGCCUUUUUUUCUACCUUCGAAGAGUGUGGUUUACUGCUUGGUUUAUGAUCUUACAAAACCAGUGGAGGAGGUUAAACAGGACCUGGAAAAACAGCUCACACUUCUUCACGCAGCAUGUCAUCGAGCAUACUCCAAGGAAAUUGGUGGUGAUGCAGCUAAGAUUGGAUUUUGCCUGAUUGGUACUAGAAAAGAUGCUCUUAAAGAUGCUCGAGAUGCCGCGGUAUUAAUUCAUAUUAACCGAAUUGCUGUUCUACUUGGGGACACGUUCUUUCGCUUACGUGGUGAGGAUGACCGCGGCCUUGUUUGCGUUGGCAACUUUGCCGUAAGCACGAAAGAUUGGUCGGUGGUGAGUACCAAACGGGAACAGGGACCAAAGACGUUUAAGGAGCUGAAUAACUUUUUAGGCAGAAUUGUUUCACAGCUCUAUUCGAAUCGUCCAAGCAGCCUUUUGCCAUCCUCAAAGGACACCGCAUCUCACCUAAGUUAUAUGCUGGGAGAUGAAUUCUUGGAAAGUUCGGCUGAAAAAACCUCGCAUCUUGUGCAGGCACAACGACGUCUGCGCCAGGGCAUUGUGACUCUGCUUACCUGCCUACUUCGUGAGCGGAAGGUUCGAUGGGCCAUGCAGGAAAAAGAACUCCGCUCCUUGGUCUCUGAGCACUUGUGUAUGGAUUCAAAAACAAGCUAUGCUGUCUUCGUGGAAAACUACGUGGUUCGUGAACUCUUUUCCCGCGGGGUUAUCAUUGCUCUUCCCAACGCCAUUAUUGAACCGAAAUAUUUGCCACGUCUUGGUGACGCUAAACCUCUUCCACAUGAUGGAAUUAUCGUCUUGGACCCUAACAAUCUAAUGGUGAACUACUCCCUAUUUAUGUGCCCAAAUUCGCUGACGCGGCUACCAAACGGAGCAUCUUUUCUUAAAGAUCGCGAGGUUAUGCUAUUUGAUUACCCCGGGUUAAGCCGUUGCCAAACCACAUGGGGCCAGGGUAUUGUAACCGGUGAUGUGACGCAGAUUGUCAAUGUGAAGUUGUUGUCGCAAAUGGGUAACGAUGUCAAGGCGGUACAAGAGCUAUACUGUGUUAUGGGUCUGGGAUUAUCUCUGAGGGCUGAAGUUGCCGUGAUUUCCCCAUCCCAUUUCUCGGUUCGCAUGUCUGAUUGCUUGAGUUACUAUCUAUCGUACAUGAUCUCCUGCAACGGCGACGGUGUUGCAAGGCAGUAUAGGCUUAAUGCAUACCCACCGACCCUCUUUGCCUCUUUGCAAACGAGGCUAAUACCGUUCUCACAUUUGCCUUCGAAGGACCCACGACACUUGGUGUUGAACUGGGUAGACGCAUCUUUUUUGGUGUUCGAAAAAAGCCGCUUGAAGUAUGCUGUUUGCGGUUCCAAAGGCGUGAAGGAUGCGGCAUCGCGAACAAAUAUUCCUCUGCGCGGUAUCAUGAAACACGAGGGUCAAUACUUGUACAUUGGAAUCACUGGACGCCACACAAAUAGCGAGGAGACGAUAGCUGCGUGUGACGCAGUGAUGAAGGCCGUCCACUACGAGUUGACUUCUCUGUGCAAGCGGAGUUUCCGUGGGGUGAAGGUUAAGUAUCAGGAGGUUCCCAUUACGGGGGCUUCCUUGAAGCGUGAGAGCUUUGCAACCGGGCAGGAAGCCAUUUUGGGCCGCUACAGGGCGGGCCCGAAAGUCAUUGCGGCGCAGCAGCAAAUCACGCAAAAUCUCCGCGAUCCGAAGGCAAGGGAGAUUGAGGAAGCCAUCAUUAACUUGCCGUUGAAGCUUCGGGAGAAAGUGGAAUGA
Trypanosoma conorhini is the source of this 4593-nucleotide messenger RNA. Its product is annotated as kinesin. The transcript has a single exon. Lineage: Eukaryota; Euglenozoa; Kinetoplastea; Trypanosomatida; Trypanosomatidae. Bases 1 to 4593 code for a protein of 1530 amino acids. Gene Ontology annotation, biological process: microtubule-based movement. The record is from RefSeq and is a predicted model, not a curated record. Gene Ontology annotation, molecular function: microtubule motor activity; ATP binding; microtubule binding.